ACCGCAACAACAACAUGCAUCAUAGGUAUGUAUACUUGGCCUACAAGAAGGAAAUGUAGAGGCCAGAUGGAACCACUGGGAGAUUAUUGUCAUUUUUUGUACAAUUUUCACAGAGCACCGGCGUUUAUUCAUCAAUUUUCAUUUAAUGCGCAUCACAUAUGUUUUUAUUUCCGUCGUAAACAUCAUCUGAUUCCUAAUUAACAUAUUUAUGCCAUACUGUUCUGCGCAAGGAAUUAUGACGAGAUAACCCGUUCAUUUUGAACGAGGUCAAGGGACUGCAACACGAUGUUGAAGUUCUUGAAACUGUACUUGGGACGCAGAUUGCUAAAUACUUUUUGAAAGGUGAAUAAAGCAAUUGAAAGGCAAGUGUAAAGAAGGAAAAUAAUGGUGAAACUGAGCGUUAUGCCUCCAUCCUCAUGGCAUGUGAUAACAGUUAUUUUCCUGUCUUUGGUUGUGAGUUCAUGUAACGGUGCUGGUGAGAAAAUCCUUGGGAUGUCACAUAAGGAAAUAGAGGAGCACAGUCUUAAAGCAAUAAAAGAAAUACACAGGCAUCUUGACGAUGACCAAGAUGGAGAUGUUAACCUGCAAGAGUCUAAUGAGUUUAUGUUAGAUGAACUACAUCUAGAUGAUAAAAAGAGACACUCAAAAUUUCAUGGUAAUGAUAGUUUGAUAUCGGUCGAAGAUUUGUGGAAUAGCUGGAAACAGAGCAAAGUUCACAACUGGACAACAGAGGAUGUAAUAGGAUGGCUAAAUAACAUUGUUGGACUGCCGCAAUAUGCCAACAGUUUCUCAAAGCGUAAUAUCGAUGGCAGAAUGCUACCGAGAUUCACGAAUGAAUCCUCAGGUCUCUACAUCGAUCUUGGCAUAUCUAAUGUGAAACAUCGUAAAAAGAUUUAUUUAUGUGCCACUGAUAUUGUUCUGUUUGGACCACCAAGGACAAAAGGUUACGUGAAAGAUAUCAUAUUAACUGUGAUUGUCAUUCUGAUGACAUUGGCUUGCAUCUAUGCAUUCAACGAAAGAAAGUAUGCGAAGAAACAGAUUGAGCAGAUGAUAAAAGAUGUAGAAUUUAUGCAGCAGGCUGAGGAUAAUUUGAAGAGCACUCAAGAGAAGUUAAUGAAGGCGGAGCUGGAACACAUUUCCACUGUGCAGAGUAAGAGAGACGUCGAAGAGAAGCUCAGAGAGGAAAUAGAAGUUGCCAAAAAAGAGGCUGAGAGGUUGCACAUGGAGAGAACGUAUCACGAGGAAGAGAGGACUAAAAUGAUGUUGGUCGAACAAGAAUUAAACGAGCUCAGGCGAGCGUUACAAAAAGCGGAAGUUGAAUUGGAAUCAGUUACAUCUAAAUCACCCAAAUCUCUUCAACAAUGGCUGCAUAUUACGUAUAAAAGGGAAUCGAAACAUUUUAUUGCCAAGAAAUCCAAGGCUCUCAAACAAAUGGAGGAAGCAAAAGACGCGUGUGACAAAAUUCGCAAGAAACGAAGCUCUUUCUUUGGACCCUUGCGCCUUGUUCAUGGUCAAACAAUCGAUGAUGUAGAUCAAAAAAUUUUACAAGCGAGGAGUGCACUUGCUGAGGUGACUAACGACCUUCAAGAACGUCAGCAAAGGUGGCGAAUGAUCGAGGAGCUAUGUGGCUUCCCCAUCGUUAGCGAUGGUCUGUUAGGCCACUCAGUGGAAGUCGAAGAACAUACCCGUCGCAGUUCCAUUGCACAGGCCUUGGCAGUUUGUGCAAAUCUGGGUGGUAUCGGCUCGCUGCCAGACCCAAGCCGUCGAAUAAUGUACUCAUGGGACGGUCAGCUGGAAUCUCCAAGGAGCAGUGUGCAUUUUAAACAAAAUCCGUUGAAGAGCGACUCAGAUUUGAAGAAAACUUUCCAGAGGAACACUUCAUUAGCAAGUGAUGGAGGCUCGGUUAGUGGUCGUUCUUCGCCAGCUUGCAUUGUAAGCGCUCAGGAUAAGAGAGAAAUUCUGAAAUGCAGCUCACUGGUUGAACAACUUGGGAAGUCAGCAUCGAUAGAUUCAAGUGUUUUGGAAGGCUGCACUGAUUCGAAAUAUGAUUUGAGAAGCUUGCAGGGCGAAAGAGCAGAGUCGAUCUGUGCACCAGAAAGCCAGUCGUGUGAAGUUGAAGAUUUAUCCAUCCAAAAUGAGACCAAGCCGGAAGUGCGUCCCUCUAAUGGUUCAAGGUGCACUUUUCACUCGAGCCAGUCCACACCUGCAUUUUCCACGAUGGAUCACACGCAUGUAAGGAGCUUGUCCUUGCCGGUCAGUGACGAAAAUACGCUGAUUUCUAAAGAAACUCUGGCAAGAGGAAAAGAUGAAAUAAACUUUAACGAAUCUGAAAGUAGUAAAGAUAUGUUAUCAUUUGAAAUAUUUUCCUCUGAUGAAAAUCUGGUUAUUGGGUCUAAAGAAAAGCAAUUUGGGAGUUGUUCUAAAGUGAACCGUUGCAGUGGUUCUGUUGAAGAGCUGUCAUAUUCUGGUAAAGAGUCCAAGAAAGGAAUUUUGAAAUCUUUUAAGUCUAAAAGACAACAAUCAGCAGAUCAAAUAUCAUUAAAAAGUACUGAUGGAUCUGAUCUUUCUAAAAGAAAAUCAAUUUUCUCUAAACUGAGAAGAAAGUAAUAGAAUUAUGUUUUCUUGAAGGUAGAAAUUAGAAUAUUUAGAGUUUAUUGCUGUUGUUUGCUAGAGAUUGCUUGAAUUUAGAAUAAUUAUCUAGACUUUAGAAUUACACUUUGUUGCUGUAGACAAAACUGCUUAUUAGUUACCUGGAUAUAACGUAUUGGAAAGCUGCAAGGGUAAUUUACAUCUGUGCUGAAGCUAUGUAUUCAUAUUCUGUCUAGUAUAGUCUGAAUAGCUUUGUAUGAAAACUUAUUCUUACAGGUCUUACCAGACGGCAUAUGCCGCAUAACUAUUAUCGCUCGCUGUGAUUUUUUCUUCAGCCUGGUUUUCAUUAAAUUUUAACCGGGUCAGAGAUCAGCGACAAUCUGUGAGCGUCGUUGAUCGAUUAACAUUGUAUCGUCUCCUUGCGUCAACGACAAUCUGCGAUUAUUAAUACCAUAAUCCUGGUCGCCCCGCAAAGCGCACGAAAUGUUUAGGACGAUAAUCUCAACUGUGGCCAUGAUUAUCCCCAUCUUCUAUGAAUUUGUUUUCAUUAACAUUGGAAUGCAGAUGUUCACAGAUUAUCGCAUAUCUGUAUACGCUCGCUCUGCUAUUUAAUGACAAACCAGAUAUUGCAUGUUUAACGAUUGUUCUUUUCCGGCAUUAGUUUAUUAUUUCCCUGUAGUACUCUAAGGCGACUUUGAUCCGGUUUUAGAACAAGACCCACCCUGGCAUUGCUGACUACUUCUUGCUUUCCCGUAUUUUCUCGCUUCAAAUUCAAUAAAAUAUUAAAUGAAAAACCAAAUGAACAAUUGACAUUAUUUGUAUUUAGGCUUUCGUGUUUUUUGCAAUGUAUCUUUUCACGUUGAGAAUGGGUUUGAAACUAUGUAUUUAAAUUUUCAAUUAAUCUUUUUGACUUGUUAGUUCUAGUUCUUAGAAUUUCUUGCAAUGUUUUGACACGGUGACCCAAUGUCACUUACCUUACUUUUACAUUUGAUUUUCACAAGAAAGCAUAAACAGGAGAUACAUUGAAAUGUUCUCUCACGAAUGCUUUUUUGAUCUAAUUUUUAACAACACUUUUGCCAUGUUUUUU
This is a messenger RNA of Rhopilema esculentum, 3676 nucleotides long. Lineage: Eukaryota; Metazoa; Cnidaria; Scyphozoa; Rhizostomeae; Rhizostomatidae. The record is from RefSeq and is a predicted model, not a curated record.